UGCAUCCAAAUUGCUGUGGGCAUGAACCUAACUUUGGUGGAUGAACUUUUUUAUUUUUAUCAUCCCAAUGGAAGUAUGACUAAAGGUUGAAUGCAAGUGAUGUAGUUUUAAAAUAACAACAAAAAUUUGUAAAGAAGAAGAAGAAGAAUGGCAGCACAAGCUGAUUUGUAGUCUUGUUCACAACCAUGGUUGCCAAAAAAGGUCCCAACAAAAAACCAAUAGUCUCCAACGUGUUGGUAAAUAAAUCUGAAGGAGAAUGCAUCUCAGGAGCUGGGAAAUUUUUUUAUCCAACUGGUGCAACAUAUGAGGGAGAUUGGGUUGUGGUUGCAGAGGUGGACGAAGGGGUCCCGGCCACUCCUCCUCCUCCACCUGGAGGGGGGGCUCCACCUCAUCCCCCACUUGAACAAAUGCGGCCAAAUCGGCAACGUCAUGGGAAAGGUGUGUACAUUGAUGGAAAUUAUCAAUAUAAUGGGGAAUGGAAAUAUGACAAAAUGCAUGGUCAAGGUUGCUUCAAGUAUGAGAGUGGAGCAUCAUAUGAUGGACAAUGGAAUAACAAUGUGUAUACCGGACUUGGAACUUACAUGUGGCCAAAUGGGGCCAAAUAUGUGGGUGGAUGGCUUGAGAAUAAGAUGCAUGGUGAUGGAAUGUACAAAGACAAGGAUGGAAACUCUUGGACUGGCCAAUUUUUUAAUGGAAUUGGACCUGGCCUCAUUAUGGAGAUUCAAUAACAUCAUAACUACAAAAUGAAAAAUGAAAAAAAAAACAAAACAAAACAAAACACAACAUUGAUCACAGUUAUAAAUUAAACACCAUCCUUUGACCUUCCUAUGAUUACUCUUUUUAUUUAUUUACUUCAUAGAUAUCAAUUGUGGGAUCACAAUUUUAUAGAGUUGAAUUUGUAUGUAUGAAUAUGUGCUUGUAGUUAUGAAGUUGGUGAUUCAAUGAACCCAAGCUUUUUGAUUGUUAGAUGAUUCAUAAUUAUUUGUGACAUAUAAAAUUUCCACUUUGGACCUUAAAUUUAAUACCCAGAAAAUCACACCAAAAUCUUGUUUACAUCUUGAAUCACUUCUAUUUCACAAAAG
Messenger RNA from Physcomitrium patens, 1082 nucleotides. RefSeq lists its product as uncharacterized. Gene Ontology annotation, cellular component: cytosol. NCBI's taxonomy places the organism in Eukaryota, Viridiplantae, Streptophyta, Bryopsida, Funariales, Funariaceae. The record is from RefSeq and is a predicted model, not a curated record.